Molecule: messenger RNA, 2247 nt
Organism: Lotus japonicus
Lineage: Eukaryota; Viridiplantae; Streptophyta; Magnoliopsida; Fabales; Fabaceae
Product: probable histone-arginine methyltransferase 1.3
Exons: 15
Coding region: 266-1879 (537 amino acids)
Biological process (GO): peptidyl-arginine methylation
Molecular function (GO): protein-arginine N-methyltransferase activity
Source: RefSeq, a predicted model, not a curated record
ACAGUUACAGUACACUGUGUCAAUUAAUAUUGGUUUAUCUUUAUCCAAUGUAUCGACAUCAUAAAGCUUCAUACAGUGAGUAGUGAAAAUCAAUCUCACACUCACUCACCCUUUUGGCGGCUCUCGAUUUUUCCAUCUUCUAAACCCUAGUUUCUCACUUCCACUUCGUUAUCUUCAUCUUUCUUACGUGCAAUUCUUGAUUGAAUUCUUUUGAGCAAAAUUCAGUCAGAAAAUUUAUUGGUUGAGUUGCUGAAGAGAGGGAAUAAUGGAGGAUUCGUUAGGGCAAAAGUGGAAGCAUCGAGAGUUCGCUCUGGCAUCAGUUACAGACCUCUCUUUGGCUUCUUCUUCUUCUGCUGCUGCGGCUUCGCCGGGGACGGCUCGAUUCAGCUCCGACGGUCUCCAUAUUCAUCAAGAUUCUCAUCCGAUUCAUCUUGAUGUUGAUCUUCGAACUGUUCAGUUAUUCAGAUUGAGUCCUGUUCAAUCGGUCUGCAUGGUGGAAGGCUCUGAUGCUGGGAACGAGGCGCCAUAUUCCGCGGGAGUCACUAUCCAGUUUAGAAAUGAGGAAGAGAGUGCGGCCUUCCACUGCGUAGUACAAAAAUGGAAGAAGGAAGGCAAUGGUCAAGGAGGAAACUUGCCAAAUGGAAAUUUAAUAACAUCUAAAAGCAAAUUCGAUGAGAAGAUAGAGUCAUCUUCUUCAAAAAUGUACUUUCAUUAUUAUGGACAGCUUCUGCAUCAGCAAAACAUGUUGCAGGACUAUGUGCGGACAGGAACCUAUUAUGCUGCUGUUAUUGAGAACCGUGCUGAUUUCACUGGUCGUGUAGUAGUUGAUGUGGGUGCUGGUAGUGGGAUUUUGUCAUUAUUUGCUGCUCAGGCUGGUGCAAAGCAUGUUUAUGCUGUGGAAGCAUCUGAAAUGGCAGAAUAUGCACGGAAACUAAUAGCUGGGAACCCCAAACUGGCCCAACGAAUAACCGUGAUUAAAGGUAAAGUUGAGGAUGUUGAAUUGCCUGAGAAAGCAGACAUUCUGAUCUCUGAGCCCAUGGGGACCUUGUUAGUUAAUGAAAGAAUGCUGGAGUCUUAUGUCAUUGCAAGAGAUAGGUUUCUCACUCCUACUGGGAAAAUGUUUCCUGCCGUUGGAAGGAUUCAUAUGGCACCUUUCACUGAUGAAUAUUUAUUUAUUGAAGUUGCUAAUAAGGCUCUGUUCUGGCAGCAGCAAAACUAUUAUGGUGUUGAUUUGACACCCUUACAUGGGACCGCAUUUCAAGGAUACUUUUCUCAGCCUGUGGUAGAUGCUUUUGAUCCAAGAUUGUUAGUAGCUCCCCCAAUGUUCCAUGUGAUAGACUUCACCAAAAUAAAGGAGGAAGAACUGUAUGAAAUUGACAUCCCUCUGAAAUUUGUAGCCUCUGUGGGUGCCCGAGUACAUGGAUUGGCAUGCUGGUUUGAUGUACUUUUCAAUGGAAGCACUGUGCAAAGGUGGCUUACCACUGCUCCUGGUUCGCCGACAACCCAUUGGUACCAGCUACGCUGUGUUCUCCCUCAGCCAAUUUAUGUCGUGGCAGGACAAGAAAUGACUGGAAGGCUUCAUUUAAUUGCCCACAACGCACAGAGUUAUACAAUAUAUCUAACAUUGUCAACUAAAAUGUGGGGUCCUGGUGCUGAGCAAGGAGGUAUUCUUCAAACCUCGUCCUGUAAGCUUGAUUUGAAAGAACCCUACUAUAGGAUGUCUCAACCGCAAGCUUAUCCAGUAGCCCAAGAUCAGCAACCACUUAUUCAGACACAGGAUAUACAUAUCCAAUCUCAGGAAUUGGACGAAACAGAGAUAAUGCAACAGCCUUCGCCUAAUUCAUGUGCUCAGGUUGAUUCACUGAUGCGGAAUUUUUAACAUACUCAUCCUAAUCCAUGCUCAUGUAACAUCAAUUUGCUAUGCUGCAGCAAGUUGGGGACAUGUCUAUUUAGACAUCCCCCAUGUCUGUAAAUUCAUUAACGUUCUGUUCUAUCGAUUGUGGGUGGUUGGUCUUCGCUUGAUUUAACCAACAAUAUUUAUGCCGGGCGCAGUUAGGAGUUUACAUAGCUAGUUGAUCUCGAAUUCGUCUUCAUAUGAUUAUCAACGAUGCAGAAAAUAUUAUGGUAAACUCAUAACCCUUGCUCGCCUAAGUAGAAAAGCGGAAAUAUAGAAGUACUUUGUUUGUAGUGAUUGAGAAAAGCUCUUUACCUUAGAAUAGAUAAAAAUGGAAAUUUGCCAAUUGUCAA